Molecule: messenger RNA, 1130 nt
Organism: Sebastes umbrosus (honeycomb rockfish)
Lineage: Eukaryota; Metazoa; Chordata; Actinopteri; Perciformes; Sebastidae
Product: NADH-cytochrome b5 reductase 2
Exons: 9
Coding region: 143-1048 (301 amino acids)
Cellular component (GO): mitochondrion
Molecular function (GO): oxidoreductase activity; FAD binding
Source: RefSeq, a predicted model, not a curated record
CUUUCAGGGGCCUCUGUGUGUGUGUGUGUGUGUGAGAGACAGUGAGAGAGAGGUGGUGAGAGGUGACUGUGUGGACUCUGGUUUCUGAGGGAGUGAGGAGGAGGAGGAGGAACAGGAGGACUACUUAUUACAUGUUGAAACUAUGGAUCAGAGCUUGAUAAUCGCGGUGGUGGCGGCUGUUUGUGUGGUGGUAGUGAGCGUGCUGUACUUCCUCCUGGGAGAGAAGAAGAAGAAGCUGCCCUUCACUCUGCAGGAUCCUGUGGUCAAAUACCCCCUUCCCCUGAAAGACAAACAGGAAAUCAGCCAUGACACAAAGAAAUUUCGGUUUGGCCUUCCAUCUGUAACUCAUGUCCUUGGACUGCCAGUAGGUCAGCACGUGUACCUGUCGGCCAGGGUCAACGGCAGUCUGGUGGUCAGAGCCUACACUCCAGUAUCCAGUGAUGAGGACCAGGGACAUGUCGACCUCGUGGUCAAGGUGUACUACAAGAACUGCCACCCGUCCUUCCCAGAGGGAGGGAAGAUGUCUCAGUACCUGGACAACAUGGCUAUUGGAGACACCAUUGACUUCAGAGGACCCAGUGGACUGCUGGUGUACAAGGGAAAUGGUCAGUUCUCCAUCCGACCAGACAAGAAGUCAGAGCCGAAGGUUCGGAAGAUCAAGCAUGUUGGAAUGAUCGCUGGUGGAACAGGCAUCACUCCUAUGCUGCAGUUAAUCCGCAGCAUCACAGCAGACCCCGGUGACAGCACCAAGUGCUCUCUCAUAUUUGCCAACCAGACUGAGAAAGACAUCCUACUGAGGGAGGAGCUGGAGGAGGUGAAGAAGAACCAUCCUGAUCGAGUUCAGCUGUGGUUCACACUGGACAAACCUCCGCAGGAUUGGAGCUACAGUUCAGGGUUUGUGACCCGUGACAUGAUCAAGGACCACCUCCCUGCUCCGUCUACUGACGUCCUUCUUGUCCUGUGCGGUCCUCCACCAAUGAUCCAGAACGCCUGUCUGCCAAAUCUGGACAAGCUGGGACACAGAACAGAAAACAUUUUUGCAUACUAGUGUUGUGAUUGACUACAAAACGUGUUUAUUCCCUGUAAUCAUCCAGUCACUAAACCAACCAUCACUGUCUGAACAACGUUAA